UGUCUGCCUGCCUGCCUGCAGUUAGGUUGUUCCCGCCUGCCACAGUACUACAGGGGGCAUAUCCCGCUGUUGUACCUACCUGCCCUGAGCUUAGGUGGGCCUGUUUGAGGGGACAUUGUUGACGCUGAGAGGUGGAAGCUCCCGUUCUGGUGGGUGAGUGUCGCCCGUUCAAGUCGUCAGUCGUCACAGCUUCGCAGCCUCCAUCCCGAACCCCAACUUCAGGCCAUCCACUUGCCAACCAACAACACGACUUUGUUUCCAUUCCUUGCCAUACUUGCGACCAGUCCUGUUAUCUACCUAAUCUCCCCGGCGCAUCAGCUCCGAUUCACCGACCCAACAACACCACGAUUGAUACCCAGCAGUAAACCAUGGCGUCCGGAUACGACAGAGCUCUUUCAGUCUUCAGGUCCGUCACACCUCGAUAUCGACGUUAUGCGAUGCGAACCCCGAGAACCCCACCAACUAACAUUCGAAUAGUCCCGAUGGACACGUUUUCCAAGUCGAGUAUGCCGGUGAAGCUGUCAAGAGAGGUACCUGCGCGGUGGGCGUAAAGGGCAAGGAUGUCGUCGUCCUUGGUUGCGAAAAGAGGUCGGCCAUGAAGCUCCAAGACACAAGAAUCACCCCCUCCAAGAUUGGCCUGGUCGACAAGCACGUUUGCCUCGCCUUUGCCGGGCUGAACGCCGAUGCCAGAAUCUUGGUGGACAAGGCUCGCCUAGAAGCCCAGUCGCACCGUCUCAACCUUGAGGACCCCGUCACGAUUGAGUACAUUACAAAGUAUGUUGCCGGCGUGCAGCAGCGGUAUACACAGAGCGGUGGUGUUCGUCCUUUUGGUAUUAGCACCUUGAUCGUCGGCUUCGACAACGGCAGCGAUGUUCCCAGACUCUACCAGACCGAGCCCUCGGGCAUUUACUCUGCAUGGAAAGCCAACGCCAUCGGCCGGUCAAGCAAGACGGUUCGCGAAUUCCUCGAGCGCAACUACAAGGACGACAUGGACCGGGAGGCUACGAUCCGCCUGACCAUCAAGUCCCUACUCGAAGUUGUGCAAACGGGCGCCAAGAACAUUGAGAUCGCCAUCAUGGCUCCUGGCAAGGAGCUCGAGAUGCUCCCUGUGGAGGACAUUGAGAACUACGUCAAGAACAUUGAGCAGGAGAAGCAGGAGGAGGCGGACAAGAAGAAGAAGGGCCGGACUCCUGGUACGGGCACUGCUGCCAUACUGACCAGGAGCCAGGAUGAGCCAGGUGACCACUAAAGGCGGGGUUGGCGCGAGCAAGUCGAAUGAGUAAAGGUAUCUGCGGCGGCGGAGAUGGGUAUGGCAUGAUGUAGCAGAGAUGUCUUGAUGCUGCUGCUACUGCGUACCACGUUUCAGAAAGAUAGAAGGAAGACGCCUUUAGGUACACAAGUAAUACCACGAAUGACGACCAAGCAAGGUCCUGAACGGACGGAAUA
Molecule: messenger RNA, 1446 nt
Organism: Neurospora crassa OR74A
Lineage: Eukaryota; Fungi; Ascomycota; Sordariomycetes; Sordariales; Sordariaceae
Gene: pca-4
Product: proteasome component PRE6, variant
Exons: 4
Coding region: 596-1249 (217 amino acids)
Biological process (GO): ubiquitin-dependent protein catabolic process
Cellular component (GO): nucleus; proteasome core complex; proteasome core complex, alpha-subunit complex
Source: RefSeq, a predicted model, not a curated record